AUGAUAUCAACAGUGACAAGUGCUUCUUCGAGUACAAUCCCAAAACAUCGGGAGUAUCACUUGAAUAGUAUCAUCAUUGACAAAAUCACUAUUGGUCAAUUACGAAAGGCAAGCUUUACAUCAAACAGCUUACAUCCUGCAACGAUACCAACUAACACCAUCAAACCACAUCUGGCUAUCCUAGGUUCCCGACAGAUCCGUGGUGGCAAACCAGAGGUGGCACACGAGUCGUUGCCCAGUUCAGCUCUGCUGCGGAUCCUUGGCAACAAAGAGGUGUACCUCUUUAAUCUCACCUCCCUCACGAAGUCUGAAAAUAUCUUGUCGGCCCUGUUGCAUUACUACGUUGGAGACCUCCAGAACGGCAGCGUUAACUGCCCUCAACCCAACAGCUGUCCUCCUCCGGCCCCCAGAAAAUCGGACCUACAGAUCAAGCUUUUGCUGUUGAGUUCCCCGUCCUCAGCAAACCAAUCGCGGGCCCUGGGGCGUUACUUGGUCAACAUCUCCGCCGCUUUGCAGGGCGACCAUUUGUGGCAAUUCAAGAACGUCACUCAGGACUUGAGGCGGGCGAAGGAGCACAACCGCCUCAUGAUCGGGGUCCAGAUGGCCUCCCUUGGCCAACCCCCAUGGAAGAGCCUGCAUCUCAGCUACGAGCCGUACAUCCUGGUCUACGCCAACGACUCCGCCAUUGCGGAGCCGGAGAGCGUGGUUUCUAGCCUGCAAGGCCAUUGGAGUCCACCGCCUGGGGCUUUCCCCAAAUUGGAUAGCCGGUCGAUCAACGACCUCGGUGGGCAGCGGCCCAAGCGCUCCACCAGUUUCCUUCUGCCCUUGCAGAACAACGAGCUGCCGGGAGCCGAGUAUCAGUACAGCGAGGACGAAGGAUGGGAGGAGAGGAAGCACUACAAAACCCUGCAGCCGCGGCUGGCCGAAAGGUCGAAGGGUAAGAAGAAGCCCAGGAAACACAGCCACCAGAAGAGCCAGACGCUCCAGUUUGACGAGCAGACCCUGAAAAAGGCGAGGCGGAAGCAGUGGAAUGAACCCAGGUCUUGCUCGAGACGCUAUCUCAAAGUAGAUUUUGCAGAUAUAGGCUGGAGCGAAUGGAUCAUUUCUCCUAAAGCUUUUGAUGCUUAUUAUUGCUCAGGUGAAUGCCAGUUCCCUAUUCCAAAGGCCCUGAAGCCCUCCAACCACGCAACCAUUCAGAGCAUCGUGAGAGCCGUAGGGGUUGUCGCUGGGAUCCCGGAGCCUUGCUGCGUCCCGGACAAAAUGUCCUCCCUCAGCAUUUUAUUCUUCGAUGAAAACAAAAACGUGGUACUCAAAGUGUAUCCAAACAUGACAGUGGAAUCCUGUGCCUGCAGAUAACGUUCCUGCUUCCUCCUUCCUCUUCCCGGCUUCGUUGCUUCAUACACCUCUCCUCUUUCCCUUUACCAAAGCAUAUCGUUGCCCAGUUUUACGAACGGAGAAGUAAAGAAGAGCUGAGAAGGAACAUGGAAUCAGUUUCCCCAAAAGUGAUUUUCCUACUGUGAGCCUGGGGAAGGACAUUUGGAAAGCUCACCACACAGGGGUAAAUAAUGGAGGAGGUCUCCGUGAUGGUGGUGGUGGUGGAAAGAUAGGAAAAUGAAAACUGGAGAGAAUUCCAUCAGGAGCGGAAGAUGAGCAGGAAAACACGAUCUAAGUUUGAUGCUGUGUUUGAAGAGCGUUCAACUCGAGCUGCUGGUUUCCCCAAUCCAUUCUUCCAGAAUGUAACGGUGAAGGAGAUUUAAUAUACAUAUUGUGCUUUUGAAGCUAAGCUUUCUACUAUAGGUGAUAAAAAAGACUCCAAUCAUACCAUAAGCUAGUGAGAUCCUACUUCCCAUAUUUCAAAGAUUCAAAUAGUCUCUUUUUUUUAAUCUAACCUGUUGGUUUUCCUGGCAUAACAUCAGUGGUGAAAUUCAAUUUUUUUUACUACCGGUUCUGUGGGCGUGGCUUGGUGGAGGUGGCAGGGGGAGGAU
Thamnophis sirtalis is the source of this 1985-nucleotide messenger RNA. Lineage: Eukaryota; Metazoa; Chordata; Lepidosauria; Squamata; Natricidae. The record is from RefSeq and is a predicted model, not a curated record.